CUGUGGUACCGGACGCAAGACUCUCUAGGCUUUGUCUAUCUCUGUGGUGACGGUGCUGACGGGGCUGGCGGGUCUGAAAAGAGUGGCGGGAGCCGCUCCACUUCCUCCCCGGCUGCCAGGGAGCUGCGUCCCGACCCCAGAGGUGUUCCGCGACCAGGGGGAGCAGGUGUUGGCACCAGGAGCCGCCCUCCGGGCGGAAUGCGCAGUGAACCAUGCCCCUCCUAACACAACAGAUCCCAGAUGAGAAUGAUUACAGUUUAGUGGCCAGCCUCGACAACGUGAGGAAUCUCUCCACUAUCUUGAAGGCUAUUCAUUUCCGAGAACAUGCCACCUGUUUCGCUACUAAAAAUGGAAUCAAGGUCACAGUGGAAAAUGCAAAGUGUGUGCAAGCAAAUGCUUUUAUUCAGGCUGGAAUAUUUCAAGAGUUUACAGUUCAAGAAGAGUCUGUUACUUUUCGAAUUAAUUUAACCGUCCUUUUAGACUGUUUAUCUAUUUUUGGAUCAAGUCCUAUGCCAGGAACUUUAACUGCACUUCGGAUGUGUUACCAAGGUUAUGGCUACCCUUUGAUGCUAUUUCUGGAAGAAGGAGGAGUGGUGACAGUCUGUAAAAUCAAUACUCAAGAGCCUGAGGAGACUCUGGAUUUUGACUUCUGCAGCACCAAUGUUAUUAAUAAAAUCAUUCUGCAGUCAGAGGGGCUCCGUGAAGCAUUUUCUGAAUUGGAUAUGACGAGUGAGGUCCUACAGAUCACCAUGUCUCCCGAUAAGCCUUAUUUCAGGUUAUCUACUUUUGGGAAUGCGGGAAGCUCCCACCUUGACUAUCCCAAAGAUUCUGAUUUGAUGGAAUCAUUUCACUGUAAUCAGACUCAGGUCAACAGAUACAAAAUAUCUUUAUUGAAACCCUCUACAAAGGCGCUAGUCCUGUCUUGUAAGGUAUCUAUUCGGACAGAUAACCGAGGAUUCCUCUCAUUGCAGUAUAUGAUUAGAAAUGAAGAUGGACAGAUAUGUUUUGUGGAAUAUUACUGCUGUCCCGACGAAGAAGUUCCUGAAUCUGAGUCUUAAGUAUGGCAGUUCACUGUGCCAUUUAUUUAUGUACACAUUCAGGGUAGGUCAUGUUCUGUUCUGAGUGUAAUACUCAUGAUUUCUUACUGAAUCGUCUAUGGGGAAGAAGCAUGGAAAAGACAGGAGUAAAGUCCCUGUCCCUUAAUAACUGCUGUAUAUUUGGUAAGUGAUGUGUUCACGUAAUCACAGAAUAUCCAGUACCAGGCUAGCUUGUGGUUCUGUCUUUUGAAUUUUUGGGAAUCAUUAUGAGUCAAGAUGAACACAUUUUAUGUUUUACUUUUUUAAAGUAGGAUAGUCAGUCCAAGAGUCUAAAACUUUAAAGUUUGAUAAAGCCAUAUCUGAAAUGUUCUAGUGGCAUAUGGGCAUCGCUUACUAAUUGAAAUUCUGAAGAACCUGUUUUAAAGCAGUGGUUCUCAAAGUGCCACACCUAGGUCACCUGGAAACUUGUCAGCAACUCUGUGGGUGAGCCAGAAAAAAAUCUGUAGUUUAAAAAGCUCCCCCACCCCGCAGGAGAUUCUGAUGCAUGCUGAAGUUUUAGAACCACUGUUUUAAAAGAUAAUUUUUUUAAAAAAUAGCAAUUUAAUUGCAUUAAAGUGACUGCCUUGUGAUUUCUUCACAAAUGUUCUGAAACUUAGGCAUCACCGAACAAGUCUGAAUAUAUGAUUUGUUUUUAAAGUGUACAUUUUUGAGGACAACUAUGAACAAGAUAUAAAACAGUCUUCAGAGUUAGAGAUUUUCAUCUUGUUCUGAAAGCUGUUUGGUAUAGUAAGUACUUAUUAGCUACCCUAUAUUUGCCUAUAAGAGUUUCUCAACCAAACCAGGGUGUACAAAACCAGUUAUUAAGUGAUUUUACACUUUGAGCAGUUGUCAAUGAAAUAAUUUUUGUCAUAUGUAGAUAUUAUUUAAUAAAGUAUAUUUACUGAAAUUA
This is a messenger RNA of Phacochoerus africanus (Common warthog), 1986 nucleotides long. It is a transcript of the gene RAD1, whose product is annotated as RAD1 checkpoint DNA exonuclease. Gene Ontology annotation, cellular component: nucleus; checkpoint clamp complex. The transcript has 6 exons. Gene Ontology annotation, molecular function: 3'-5' exonuclease activity. NCBI's taxonomy places the organism in Eukaryota, Metazoa, Chordata, Mammalia, Artiodactyla, Suidae. The record is from RefSeq and is a predicted model, not a curated record. Gene Ontology annotation, biological process: DNA repair; DNA damage checkpoint signaling. Bases 213 to 1058 code for a protein of 281 amino acids.